UUCAUGCUAUUCUUCUCUCUCUCUCUCUCUCUCUCUCUCUCUCUCUCUCACAUGUCUUUGUAAGAAAUUUCCUUUUCUACUCUCCUGAAAUCUGUUUUCUCGGGAAAAUUCAAGGGAGCUGGUUUUGAAGCUACUCAGAUUUCCAGUUAUUCCAUUAACCUUACAGAUUUUCUAUAUUGAAGACUUGGUCUUUGUCCUAUUUUUACAGCCAUGGUUGUUGAGAGUGAAGACAUGGGGUUGACAGAGAUUUAUGAAAGUGCACCUAAGGCCAGGAAACCUUACACAAUUACAAAACAAAGAGAAAAAUGGACGGAGGAGGAGCAUCAGAAGUUUCUUGAUGCCUUGAAGUUGUAUGGUCGGGGUUGGCGUCAAAUUGAAGAACAUGUAGGCACCAAAACUGCUGUUCAGAUUCGAAGUCAUGCUCAAAAGUUCUUCUCUAAGGUAGUUCGGGGUUCAACUGGGAAUGUUGAAGGUUCAGUGCAACCAAUUGCGAUUCCUCCACCAAGGCCUAAAAAGAAGCCUAUGCAUCCUUAUCCUCGUAAAUCAGUUGACUCUUUGAAUGUGUCAGUUUUACAUCAAUCAGAAAGGUCGCCAUCCCCAAGUUUUGCACAUACAGAUAAAGGAGUGAAAUCUCCUACUUCAGUUUUGUCUAGUCACGGUUCAGAUGCACUGGGCUCUGCUGCUUAUGAUCAGCAUAAUAGGUCUCCAUCAAUGUCGAGUACAACUGAUAUGCAUUCAAUCGGUCUGUCUCCUUUGGAGAAGAAUGGUUGCUUGUUAUCUAACUCAUCCAAUGAAGAGAAGAGUUCAUUGCCUGCAAAUCAAUUCUCUGCCAGUCCGACCAUGGAGAAUGUCUUGUCCUUGAAAUCUGAAUUAGGUGCCAAGGACACUGAACACACUAAAGAAGAGACCAAACUAUCAACUUCAACAAGUUUUAAGCUUUUUGGAAAGAUAGUCUUGCUGUCCGACCUUGGGAAAGAACCUCCUUCAGGUCUUGAGGGUUCCAAAACAUUACAAUCUAACCAAAUGCCUGUUUCAGAAUUAUUUCCAGAUAAAUUAGGCACAGAUCUGUCUCUUGGUGGAAUUGUUGGUGACAGUCAUCCGUUGGCUUGUGGUGCUUCUAUUAAUCUGUUAGAGCAGCAGAAAGAAAGUUCUAAUGUGGUGAAAGGCAAUGCUUCUGUGCUUCAGUGGUCAUGUAAUUACAUCACCACAAACAACAACCCAAGCAUAGAAGAAACAUAUCUAAUUUCUUGUGCGGAAGGAAAAUCCAAAGAUAAGGAAGUUCAGAAGGAAAGGUCUUGUACUGGUUCUAAUGAAGGCUCUGCUAGUAAGGUGGAAACUCUAGGAGAUACAAACAUAGAAGGCGUCGAUUCCUUUUCUCAAGAACCUCGUACCAAAGUGAGUGUAGAACCCUGCAAUUCUAGGAAGGGAUUUGUGCCAUACAAGAGAUGCCUAGCAGAGAGAGACAAUAUGUCAUCGGCAAUAAAAACUAAUGACCGGGAGAGACAGAAAAUUCGAGUUUGCUGAUAAUUCCCAUGACCAACGUGUCGGCAUAUCAUUAUGGACCAGAAUAGGGAGUGGUUUAGAAGAGAAGUGGAAUGGAGCAAACUUUUACCUUAGCUUUUUUUAUUUGUUCCCUUCCCAGUAGAGCUCCCAGCAUUUUUCUUUUCAUGGAAGAAGUGUUUGAAGCUUCCACGUUAAUGGGUUCUGGUGUUCAUUCACUUCCCCUCCCAGAAGUUUCAGAGUUAGAAGAAUGACUCGGACCAAUUGUGAGAACCAAGAGUGCAAAGCACACAAACUCGUAGCUUUUCAAAAUUGUGCCUUCAGGUUAUUGACUGGCUAUGACAGAGCAGAGGCAUUCCCAUUCCUCAGUGUGGUGGAGCUCUGAGCAACAAGAGUGGUUAUUGGUGCUGACAAGAAGUGUAUGAUUGUAAUAUUUGGUUAAUAAAAUGAGGGCAAUAAGGAAUAAUGGUAUUAUUCCUAGAUUGGAAAAUUUUGUGCAACCAAACAUCAAAAUCAUCGUAGUUCGAAGCUGUAAAUCUAUUAAAAUUGUAUAUUGUAACUAAGAAUUUGUAAAUGAACUUUCUUUAAUCUCUUUUAGAUUUGAA
Messenger RNA from Humulus lupulus (European hop), 2105 nucleotides. RefSeq names its product protein REVEILLE 1-like. The transcript has 7 exons. Bases 211 to 1524 code for a protein of 437 amino acids. NCBI's taxonomy places the organism in Eukaryota, Viridiplantae, Streptophyta, Magnoliopsida, Rosales, Cannabaceae. Gene Ontology annotation, molecular function: DNA binding. The record is from RefSeq and is a predicted model, not a curated record.